Messenger RNA from Anopheles arabiensis, 2043 nucleotides. Its product is annotated as membrane-bound alkaline phosphatase-like. The transcript has 4 exons. Lineage: Eukaryota; Metazoa; Arthropoda; Insecta; Diptera; Culicidae. Gene Ontology annotation, biological process: dephosphorylation. Bases 238 to 1953 code for a protein of 571 amino acids. The record is from RefSeq and is a predicted model, not a curated record. Gene Ontology annotation, molecular function: alkaline phosphatase activity.
CACCACGCUCUAUAUAUACGUGCCUUUUAACUGACUGACUCCAUAUCAUUACGGAAGCUGACUGAGAAGCAGAUGGGCGCAUCAGCCACAGCCAAGCUGCAGGUGGUGGUCGCCAUUGAGUGUUGUAAAUAGUAGUUCUUAUAAAAGCAGGAUCCAAAUCCUUAGAAAAUUCAAUUGAUCUCACUUGCUAUCGCUAAACCAUUCCUCACUAAGGCCACCAUUCUGUUCUGCUCCACUAUGAAAGAGUGUUUUGUGUGUUCGCGUACCGUACUGGUGCUAGUCAUUGUGAUCGUCUCCGUACACCGACCCCACCAUCCUAACGCACUGGAACUUCUCGGUGCGGCAGAUUCUCUGCAGCCAAGAGCAGCGGCGAGCGCGAAUGUGACCGAAAGUGAAAGUGUUCAUCCGCCACCGGCAGCAACCGUUGCCGAGGAACGUUCCACCCCGGAAGAGACCGGCAAUGAAGCGCACCAUCGGCAAAAGCGGCUCGUGUCGGCCGGGGAGUACGAGAAGACGGCUCAGUACUGGAACAUUGGGGCGCAGCUGAAGCUGAAGGAGCACCUGAUGCGACAGCCGAACCGUAAUAUCGCUAAAAAUGUGGUCUUCUUCCUCGGUGACGGUAUGUCGAUACCGACGCUCGCGGCCAGCCGUAUGUAUCUCGGGCAGCAGCAAGGUCAUACGGGCGAGGAAAGCCAGCUGUCGUUCGAAGAGUUUCCCGACGUUGGUCUGGUGAAGACCUACUGUGUGGAUAAACAGGUAGCCGAUUCUGCCUGCACCUCGACGGCUUAUCUGUGCGGCGUCAAGGCCAACUAUGCAACGCUCGGUGUAACGGCUGCCGUCAACUAUGGUAACUGUGCCGCUAGCAAUGAUCCCCGCAACCAGGUCGAAUCGAUCAUGGCCUGGGCUCAGGCAGCGGGCAAAGCAACCGGAAUCGUUACCACCACCCGUGUAACGCACGCCAGCCCUGCCGGCGCCUACGCCCAUACCUCCAACCGUGACUGGGAAUGCGAUGCCGAUAUUGUGCGAUCGGGUGGCGAUCCGGCUCAAUGUCCCGAUAUCGCCACGCAGCUGAUUUACGGCGACACGGGCAAACAGUUUCGCGUUAUCCUUGGUGGUGGCCGUCGCAAGUUCCUGCCGCGUACGAUGAAAGACGAGGAAGGUAUCCGCGGACAGCGAAUGGAUGGUGCUAAUCUGAUUUCCCAGUGGUACUAUGGUAAACCGCUCGGCACGGCACGGUACGUGUCGAACCGGCAGGAGCUGAUGGCGCUCAACUUUACCGAGGUGGACUACUUGCUCGGCCUGUUCGCGGCGGAUCAUCUGAAGUUUCAUCUCGAUGCCCGUCCCGACUUGGAUCCAACGUUGGGCGAUCUGACGUACGCCGCGAUACGAACGCUGGAGAAGUACCCCGAGGGCUACGUGCUGUUUGUGGAGGGUGGCAAAAUCGAUCUGGCCCAUCACUUCACCAAGGCACGUAAAUCGCUCGACGAGACGGUACAGCUGUCGGAGGCGGUGCAGGUAGCGCGGCAGCUCACCACGCAGGACGAUACGCUGCUCGUCGUGACGGCGGACCAUUCGCACACGAUGACACUGUCGGGGUACGCGACACGUGGGAACGAUAUUCUUGGCCUGAACAGCCAGAUCAGCGACGGGGAUAGGAAACCGUACACGACGCUAGCGUACGCGAACGGACCGGGCGGGCCGGUGCCGGGCCCGAAGGGCCAGCGGCCAAACAUCACCGAGUCGAUGAUAAAGGACCGAGACUUCCAAUUUCCGAAGGUGGUGCCGAUGAAGUACGAAACGCACGGUGGCGACGAUGUGGCACUGUUCGCGUACGGACCGUGGUCGCAUCUGUUCGGUGGAAUGUAUGAGCAAAAUGUUAUACCACACCUGAUAGGGUACGCGGCGUGCAUCGGGAACGGGGAGCACGCGUGUUCGACGGUUGGCAGUUUGUAAACAGUUGGGCUUUGCGGUCGCUUUUUUUAAUCUGUCGUGUUGUAUUGUUGUGUGUUUGUAAAUAAAAUUCCUUUGUGUUUUUAAGUUAUG